Molecule: messenger RNA, 554 nt
Organism: Entrophospora candida
Lineage: Eukaryota; Fungi; Glomeromycota; Glomeromycetes; Entrophosporales; Entrophosporaceae
Source: the annotation of a GenBank genome assembly
UAGAAGAAAAAGCAGCUUUCUUAGUCUCUGGUAAAGGGAAUAAAUGCACCAGCAAAAGCGAAUAUGAUGCCAAAAAAGCUAAUUACAUAAGAAAAUGCGAUGAAUUAAUUAACGGCUUACAAGCGAAAACAAGUGCCGCAAUGGAUAAACAUGUGGUUUCAAAACUAGAAGCUAAUAGAAAAGGUAUUGAAAAGUUAAAAGAACGGAAGAUGGAAGAAAACAAGCGUAAAGCUAUGAAAGAAACUGAUCCAGUUAAAAAGGCAACUCUAAUCCAAGCGAUUGAAGAUGAUGGAAAAGUACUCCAGCAAAAUUAUGAAAAAAAGAAAAAAAUUGACAGUAAGUUUCGCUUUGAUCCUAGCAAAAAAAUUAAUGAUUUAAUCGAAAGUAUGAAGCAGACUAUAGAGAAUAGUAAGAACAGAAAUAAAUCAUCUAGUUCUAGUAGCAAAAGGAAAAAUACCGCUAAUUCUAACAAUCCUAAAGAAGAUAAUCAAAAUAAUGAACCUUUUAAUAAUAAUGAAAACAAUAGUGAAGAAAAUGAGUUUGAACCAAACUGA